Molecule: messenger RNA, 6432 nt
Organism: Colletotrichum truncatum
Lineage: Eukaryota; Fungi; Ascomycota; Sordariomycetes; Glomerellales; Glomerellaceae
Product: cell division-associated protein bimb
Biological process (GO): proteolysis; meiotic chromosome separation
Cellular component (GO): mitotic spindle; cytoplasm; mitotic spindle pole body
Molecular function (GO): cysteine-type endopeptidase activity; protein binding
Source: RefSeq, a predicted model, not a curated record
AUGACUUCAUUACAGAGCAAAGUCGACGCCGUCAAGGCGGCGGCAUCAACAACCACGACGUGCACAUCAGCAACCUCGGUGUUGCUCAAAGAACUUCUCGCGACAGAGAACGAAACUGUCCCAACAACAAAAACUACGUCACGAACAACGAAGACGACGGCGACAACAGCGAGGGGAAAGACCACCGGAUCAACACGAGCUGGUGCGACAGCAAACAAAAAGGAUGAACUGAGCGCGAAGGAGAAGGCUGCCCUCGCGGCACAUGUUAUCAACGUCGCACUCAAAUCGCUUACCGAGGCUUCCAAGCCUGCGCCUACUCCAGCGCCCACCACGCCAUGCCGACGACAAAACUCGGGCGAGGACCUGCGAAAACCUCCAAGCCGACGGACACUGAGACGAUCGAACUCGUUGCCAAUGACACCCAUGCAGCCGCGGUCGCUGAACAGAACCUCAACAUCGCCGAUGACUGCGUCCAAGCCGGCCCCCAAACCGACGACAACCUCGUCACCACCGACAACGUGUCUGGCGACAGUCGAGUGCUUGCGAGCUGCCUUCGCCUGUUUGAGAAGCCUUCAGACAUCGGGGGCAGUGGCCCUUCCUGAGCUUCAGUUGGAGAGUGGCAUGUCUUCAUAUGUCGGAAAGCUUGUUGGACUGGGUCUUCAAGAGCACGCGCUGAAAGAAUUGAACAUUCUCAAGCGGAGACUCGAGGCGUUGUCUACGUCGCCUAAACUUAAACUGAAAUCGAGCAAGGCGGCAGCAGCUGAGACGAAGAUCAAAGGGCUGGCAGAGCUUCUGAAUUUUGGUGACGCAAAGUUCUCCGGGCCAACUCUGGGCCUAGUUGUUUCAACUCAGAUUCACAUCUUGCGCCUAAUGUCUUCGACCAAGAAGGCUGCAAUCAUCGAGGCAGCUCUGCCCUCCUUGGCCUCCUCCUGCCCGACUUCGCCAACAAACCUUCUUCUGGAAUCCGCGAAAGAAUCAGCACAAGCAAAAGCUAAAGCUGCCCGACAACUCGACUUGCUUUCACAACUGCUCCUUUCGCUAGCCCCCAGCGUUUCAAACAAGGACGACGACACAGCGACGGAUCCGCGACUGAGCUGCUCCCCUAAUACCGCAUUGGAGUUGCAAGCGCUUGGGCUGGAGGCGAGGCUACAUUGGUGGCCAAUGGCUGGUCACAAGGCAGACGUUGAUAAGGACAUAGUGUCGCCACUGUCUAGAUGCCUCACCUCGUUUAUCCGUCGGGGCCAGUCAGAUGUGACAGGAUCAUAUCGCAAAUCUCUUGACGUUUUCCAGCGCGUCAACAACAUGAUCACCAGCCAGCACCUCAAGCCGACAUUGUCAUCCAAAUCGCCGCUCAUCAUCAUUUACCAGGCUCUGGGCACUGCAGCCCAGGCUGCUCGUUUCUACAAGGAUUCCGGCGAGUGGAUUUUGAAGAUCAAGGCAACUUUGGACCCAGAGAGCGACUCGGCGGCGAAAUGCUGCGCCAUUGCAGCGCAGCUUGUCGCUGUAUACGGAAAACAGGUGCCGAUACCUCAAGAGCAGUUGGCCAAGGUUUUGGCCGAAGUCAUUGAUGCGCUUCAGGGAUCACUCAAGGGCGACUCAACAGAUCUCCAGGAACUCAUGACCAAUCUAUCCGGUGCUCGCAGAUCAGCAGUUGGGAUUCUGGCAGCAAAAAAAUCAGAAGUGUCGGAUCAGAUUAUGGAUUCUCUCAACAAGCUGGUGUUGCAAUUCCCCCGAUUUUCCGUCCGAUGGCUCGGGAAGGCGCCCACGAGGGACUCGGCAGCCAAGGACCGUGUCCGUCAUGAGCAGAGACGACAGAUGUUACUAAGCUCCGUUCCUCAAAUCAUGGACUCGGCGUUGAUGGUUGCCAAGUCCUAUAUUGACAACAGCAAGAUGACGUGGGAGCUUCUCGAUGGCCUUUUGCAAGAGUGUCUAAUGCUGCUCGACUCCAUGGGCGAUAUCACCGCCCCUAGCUCAAAAGCCGAUCCCUCCAACUCUCACUACGUCAAGCUGUCACAUCUCUACUACAUGUUUUUCCACUGGUACCGCCGUAACAAUGACGGCAAGCCGGGCGAUAAGACUCUCCUGCGCGCCCUGAGACGAUCUGUUGACUGUGUCAAGGAUAGGCCCUCCGAGGAGAAGGACAAGGCGCAAACGACUGCUAAGCUGGAGUAUUUCGCAGACCUUUCCAAGCAUAGCGGCCGCACCAAUGACGCUCGCGACGCGCUCAAACUUAUCUGCACCAACAUGGUUGAGGAUGGCGUCUUGUCCGCAGUGGCAGCCUCCUUGUCCGAGAAGUCAGCUGCGGUGGCCUGGGGCGCUAAUGUCAAGACAGAGACGUUGUCGAGAACCCUGGGUGCCAUGGUCAAGCUCGACCAGUCUUGGAACGACUGGACGUUCUUUCUGGCGGAUAUCGAGCGGGCUGCAGUUCUGGAGCGCAUCAUUCAGUUGAUUUUAUCCGACUCGUCGGGCGACUCGAAAUCAGACAACAUCAAGGAGCCGGUUACCGAAGCCCUGCUGAGGAUUUACUCGAUCGACCGCUUUCCCGUUCGUCGCCUGCGUACUCUAGUUCAACUGCUUACCAUGGCAAUCGGCGACGCAAACCAUUUUCAAGACCUUCGAGAACAGACCGAAGCGGUUCUCGAGGCAUGUCGCACCCAGAAUCUUGGGGAGGACAGCAAUCUGGCAGGCUACGUGCCGGACCUUGAGGCUGGGUUUCUGUCAACUCUAGCUCUUGUGGAGUCCCAAUCUGAGUGGCGUACCAGCGAUUUUGAAAAGUCCAUUGGUGCUUGGCGGACCAUUGUUAGUGGGUGUCAGACUAAGGAGGAUAUGCUGUCCAAGGUUAGCGAUGCUGAAGGGCUGCUCAGGCAGCUGGGCGCGAUUGCCGAGUACGCGAAACUCAGGGGCGAGGACGAGUUCUUGCUUUCGAUUCUCACACUAUCCGCCAACAUCUCGCAGAAGCUUUCUGACUCAUCGACGGAUCUCCUGGUUCAAGCGCACAGCAACCUCGCAGAUCAGUACAUCCAUCUCGGCUACUCGGAGAAGGCCGAGGAGAUUUUGAACAAGGCAAAGGAGUUUGUACAGUCCUCAGGCAACGAUGUCGAUCUUGCCGCAGUCAACCUUUAUGUGUCAUUCACGGAGCAUGAGCUGGCAAAGCAGAAUUCCGAUGCAGCUCAAAAGAUGUUGCUUCAGGGCGAGGCCGUCUUUGAGAAGUCGUCUGCUAUUCGCAAAGCUCCUAGGCUGCAGAGGAAGUUGUUGCUUGCGAGAGCCGCAUGCCUAUUCUCCCGCAUCAAGUGGGACAAAGGUGAAUACCAACAUGCGCUGUUCCAUGCCAAGACUAGUGUCCGUUUUCUGUACCAAGACUGGACAAAGCUUGAGGCACGCUGGCAAGGCGCAACCAAGACAGACUCGGCACAGGUUUCAAGAGAAGGUUCACCAGACGCGGACAGCACCACCAAACCACCAGAGUCAUCGACAAGCUUGCUAGUGCUCUCCGACGGUCCUGACAACUGGGCCCUUGCCUGCGGCCUGCUAAGGGCGGUUCUCCAUCUUUCGUCAGUUUACGCCCACCUUGGGAUGUUCCAAGAGACGGUGUACUACGCAGAGAAGGCUCAUCAGAUUGCCAACGCCACGAAUGCCUCCAUCUACAGGGCUCAAGCAGCCAGUUGGAUCGGUUCUGUGUGGAUCAAGGCCUGCAAGCUGGACAAGAGUCUCGGGUAUUUGAAUGAAGCGAGGCAACUCAUGGCCACGGCCGUGAAGCCCACGCGCCAGGCUUUCCAGCUCGCGUGUGAGCUCAGCGCGUCUUUCGGAGAGAUGAAGGAUCACGAAAACGAAUUGCUGCUUCUCGAGCUCGCGGAGGUCACGCUUGGCACACUGAACAACAACAACUGGGGCGCCAUUACUGGAGUCAGCGAUGAGCAAGUGGUCAAUAAGAUGGCAAAGCUCACGCUCAAGGGCACUGCGACUGCGACGGCGGCAGCGCCCACGGCAACGCGACGAACGCGAACCACCAAGGCACCAGCUGCGGCGACCAAGACUACAGCUAAGCCGACCGCAACCACGAGAACGACAAAGCGUGCGGCGGUCCCGAAAACGAAGGCUGCAGCACCUUCCAAGGCUGUCGUCGUUGCUCCAACCAGCGACCACGCAUCUGACCUGAAGGCCUCCAUGCUGAUGUACAAGGCCCUCGUGCACCUUAGCAAGGGUGACUGGGCCGGAGCAUCGGCACUGCUCGAGGAAGCGAAGCAAUUGUCGACCAACCUACGGGAAUCUCUGCGGGUGCAGAUCAGCGAAGCGACGUGUCUCAUCGAACAAGGUAUCAAGCAAAUGGAGGGCGACUCCGUCUUCUCAGUCGUCAAGGAAUCGACUAUUUCGUACCCUUCCAUCCACGCCGCCUCCGACAAGAACACCACGGAAAAGACAUCGCCGACCGGGGUCUCCCCCCGGAAGCCACAGAGCCGGGCUGUCUCUGCAGACCGCAAGGCUUCAAAGGACAGUGCGACAUUUGUCGAGACCUUAGAACAAGCGCAGGCUCAGCUGAUGGAGGCUCAGGCUGCCGCAGCCAUUUCUGGAAACGGACAUCUGGUUCACCGCAUCUCAGCGUUGCUCCAAAGCACCGUCAUCUUUCUGUCGGCCGCUUCCCAGCAUGUGCCUAAAAAUAUGGGCAACUUCGGAUACGCUGCCUGCUCUGUCGAGUUCGCGCGAAACCUGACGUGGAAACGGGAGCGAAACACCGUAGCGACAGAACAGGUCGACCCAAGCUUCAGCGAGAUGGGCUGGCCGUUGGCUCUUCAGGUCAAGGACGACAGGCGCGCGAGCAUCGUCACUGCCGACGACAUGUCGAUCUUCCAACGCGACUACGUCGACAUCAUUCCCGAGGCCUGGAGCGUCCUGUCCAUCUCGCUCAGCGACAACCGUAAAGAUCUAUGCAUCACCAAGUUGCGAGCGGGUCAAAGCCCGUUUGUUCUCCGCCUGCCGCUGGAGCGUGUUGCCUCCAGAGAUGGCGAAGACGAGCUGUUUGAUUUCCAGCACGGACACGAGGAGCUCAUGGAAAUUAUCGGAGCGACGAACGCAAGCUGUCACAAUGCCGGCGACUACACCGCCAAGGGAGCCAAGUCGGCCUGGUGGGCGCAACGUGAACACCUGGACAACAGAUUCAAGGACCUCCUCGACAACGUCGAGCAGAUCUGGCUCGGCGGGUUCAAGGGCAUCUUCUCUCAACACCGCCAUCGUCCCGAGCUCCUCGCCAAGUUCCAAAAGGCCUUUGCGAAGAUUCUCGACAAGCACCUGCCCUCGCGAAGACAAAUUCGUGGCAAGAAGACGACCAAGACGCCCAAGAUUGCCCUGGAACCUCGCAUCCUCGACCUCUUUGUCGGCCUGGGAGACCCCUCGGCGCCCAACAGCGACAUGGAAGACCCCCUGAACGACCUCCUUUACUUUGUCGUGGACAUCCUCCAGUUCCACGGUGAGAGGAACGCCUACGACGAGAUUGACUUUGACUCCAUGGUUCUGGACACUUUUGACGCCCUGCAGGCGUACCACACCGCCGCCAAGACCUCGGAGUCCGAGGAGGGAGCACACAGCAUUCUCAUCCUCGACAAGGCGCUCCAUGCUUUCCCUUGGGAAUCCCUCCCGUGCAUGGAGGGCCUGGCGUACUCUCGUGUUCCCUCGCUGUCCUGCCUUCGACGGUUGAUCCUGGAGCAGAGAAAGGGCGGAAAUGUAGACGGCGAGACCAAUGAGGAAGAAGAGCACCGGCUUACGGUUUCCCCCCUGGAUGGCACGUAUAUCCUCAACCCGGGCUCGGACCUCAAGAACACCCUCGCCACCUUUGAGAAGCCCCUGAAGGGGCUCGGCGACUCGUGGACAGGUAUUGUCUCGCGGUGCCCGACUGAGGACGAGUUCGAGGGCGCGCUCAAGGGGUCGGACAUUCUCCUAUACUUUGGGCACGGCAGCGGCGCGCAGUACAUCCGCGGCAAGACGAUCAGGAGAUUGGAGAAAUGCAAGGCGGCGGCGCUGCUGAUGGGUUGUAGCUCAGCGUCGCUGCAGAACGUCGGCGAGUACGAAUGCCAUGGCCCCGUCUGGAACUACAUGCUCGCAGGGUGUCCCGCUGUCGUGGGCACCCUCUGGGACGUGACUGACAAGGACAUUGAUCGGUAUGCCGGCCGACUGUUCGAGGAGUGGGGGCUCAUGGAGAAGGGCACCUUUGCUGAUGACGGCAAGGGUGUCCAGGGGGCCGCCAAGGGCAAGUGCAAGGGCCUAUUCGCCGAUAAGAAGGGCAAGGGCAAGAAGAAGGAGGAGACGCCCGCGGCGAGCGAGGGCGGCGCCGCGUCGCUGGUCGAGGCCGUCGCCAGGGCUAGGGACGCCUGUCGGUUCAGGUACAUCACAGCCGGCGCGGUGUGCGUGUACGGCAUUCCCGUGUACGUCCGCAAGGACUAG